Messenger RNA from Lathyrus sativus (Indian pea), 735 nucleotides. NCBI's taxonomy places the organism in Eukaryota, Viridiplantae, Streptophyta, Magnoliopsida, Fabales, Fabaceae. The record is from the annotation of a GenBank genome assembly.
AUGGGAAGGCGAGGACGACCACCGAAGGUGCUGUCAACGCCGUCAUCAUCCAUCAACAACAAAGAUGAUGAUAUACCAUCUGGAAACAAUUCGAAUUUAAGCAAAGAACCAACUCAACAUGAAACAGAGGAACCAACAGAGGAGACUGUGGAAGUACAGGAAAUCACCGAAUCCGAAACCCUAAUUUCACCAAAAGGGGCAACAGAACCUAGAAGACUCUGGGUCGACAUUAUAAGAGGUAAUCGGAAUCCUGGAAAUGGAUUAGCACUGGAAUUCAUCGCACCAACGAUUGUCAAUGGUAUUGCAGAGGUAGUAAUUGAAGAAGCAGAUACUGUAAAAGUGGUUAAAUUCUGGGAGACUGCCUUGAUCAUGUAUGUUAUAGGAGGCGACCUAAGCAUGAACAUGGUCAAACAAUUUAUGAUAAAACAGUGGAAUUUCGUCAAAUUGCCUGACAUGUACUACAACAAUGAAGGGUAUUUUGUGCUGAGAUUUCAUUCACACAAGGAGAGGGAUGAUAUGCUAAUGAAAGGUCCUUACACCAUAUGGAACAUGCCGAUGUUAUUAGCUGAAUGGAAACCAAACUUCUACUUGAAGAAUGAUAUGAUGUGUACUAUCCCUGUUUGGGUUCAACUACCUCAAUUGCCACUCCACCUAUGGGAAGAUAUGAGUGUGUUGGGAACCCUAUUGAUGACUGAUAUGAGUGUGUUGGAAACCAAACUUCUACUUGAAGAAUGA